Hylaeus anthracinus is the source of this 2385-nucleotide messenger RNA. RefSeq lists its product as uncharacterized. The coding region runs from base 318 to 779 and encodes 153 amino acids. The record is from RefSeq and is a predicted model, not a curated record. NCBI's taxonomy places the organism in Eukaryota, Metazoa, Arthropoda, Insecta, Hymenoptera, Colletidae. The transcript is spliced from 4 exons.
CGUGUCGGCAACGUGUGUUUAAUCGGUGCAAGUGGCGAAGAGACGCAGGGACCACGAAGGGACCCACGUUCCGUGACAAGAAGCACAAGGAACUGACUCUAUUCUAGGUGAAAACAGUCCAGCGUAGCGCGUCGUGGCGACAGUUAACGAAAAAAGUUGCGAAACACGGGAGUUCUUCUUCCAAACGUCGCGUGCUAGUUCAGCGAUUCUUUCAAAGUGAAUUUGUGAAACGUGCAAGUAUUUAGUUCUGUAUUUAAUUGCAAUUAGUCGAGAUUAAUUUAUCAGCCAUAAAGAGCAGCUCACGAUCGGUGUUGUAGAUGACAUUUAAGAACCUGAUGAAUUUUGGAAACCUUGCCAAAGAUUCUUAUCGUCCUCCCAUCGACAGAUACCACAGUGGCCCUAGUGGCUACCACCACAGUGGUUCCGGUGGUUAUCAUCACAGCGGUUCCGGUGGUUAUCAUCACAGCGGUUCCGGUGGCUACCAUCACGGCUCACGCGGGAGCUACAAGGGCAAAGGUGGAAGCGGAGCCGCGCUUAGCGCAUUGACUCUGCUCGCCUUCCUGUUCCUCAUAAACGUCAUGCAGCAAUCUCUGCAGGAUAACAAUUCGACGACGUCAACGAUGACGCCCACUGUGAUACUGCGCGACGGUGACCAACCAAUAGCUCUGGAUGCUAAGGAGGAGGAUGACAAGAAGGGGGACGUGGCGAAGCGUGACGGCUCCUACAGGACACCAGCGAAAUCCAAGAUCGAAAGGCUUAACAAUCAGUAUAUUAAAUAAAACCAAUUGGUACAUGAUGAUUGAUACACGAUAGUAGUCGAAAAAAAGGGUGGUGAAAGUUGCUUCGCAUUCCCAUUAACCAUCCUAUCCCGUGGGAUCGCCGCUUUUACAUCGUAUUAAAAGAGACAGACCUAACCCAUUUGCAUCCGUAAGCGAAAUAAUCCGCACCAGGCCAUUGUCUCCUAUCGCCAGACUGCGAACGUUCAUGCAAAUUCGUACUUACUUAGAUGAAGAAUUGAGACCAAAACGAAAGUAUGUUGUACCUUCUAAACAGUGUAAUAUGUAUUCUACCGUUGAUAUUUUACAUAUUUUUGCAUUUGUGUCUCAUAAAUUUGCUCGCAUUUACAACUUGUUAUAAAUACAUAAAAAUUCGCAGUCUAGCUAUCACCAAAUGCGGAAUAAUACUAAUAAAAUAAUAAGAGAAACUUUUUCUUCUUCUUGCUGUCCUAUACUAUUUAAAAUGCCUGACCUGGUACGAUUAUUGGUGUUUUAUUCUAGUUAAAAUGUCCACUAGGGCCACUAUGGUAUCUGUCGAUGGGAGGAUAUGAGCAUCUUUUUACCAAGGUUUCCAAAAUUCACCAGGAUCUAAAACGUUCUCUGAAACGCCGAUAGCGAAUAGCUCUAGCUGUACAAACGUAUAAUAAUUUCAAUUAUUACACGUAAUUUCUAAGUAAAAUCAAUGAUAAACGAAAACUACCUGAUACAACAUCUUGGACGAAUACGUCUAGUAGCGUAUUCAGAGCUUUGAUGCAAAUGGGUUAAGACAUAAUAUUUAUUGAAUCAUUUUUUUCUUUAACAAUUCCUUAAACGGAUGUGCUUCGAAGUAUCGUAUAUAUAGCAUACGUUGUUCUCUUAGUACACACUCUCCUUUCGCUUCGUCUUAUAUAUAUAUAUAUAUUUAUUUUGUGUUCUCUUUUAAAUGUAGUUACGUAAUAGCUGUAUAAUUUCUUUGAGAAUAAACAUAUAUAUAUACAGCGAAAAAUCUUUAUUUCUUUUAUUUAUUUACUUUUUUUUUUUUAAAUUUCUUUCGCGUUCAAACGUGUGUACAGACCGAAUGCCACUUCCGGUGGUCAACACGGAAACUCAGCUGAAAGAUUAUUUAGAAGAAUAGACUCUAUAGGAAUAAUGAAUGCUGCUCCUCAGAAAAUAACAGGCUUAGAGCCGUCCACGAGACGAGGCUUCUCUACGAAAUUCCUCUCUUGCGAUUUCUUUUGUCAUGCUUCACGUUUUUCGUUUCAUUUUUCAGGUGAUUUUCUUUCAUUGACAAGUCAGCUGAAAAGUUCCGUCCACCUAACUUUUGUAUAUCUCAAUUUCUAUUUAUCAUUUCGCAACGUUGCAAAUUUGCUACCAAUCUGCACGUGAAUCGAUAUUAGAAGUUGAUCUUCAAGGGAUGUAGGGACGUCAGCAAUUUGUUGAGGCCCAUUGGCCCACCUAUAGCUCGGGUACCUCGGGAUUGCUAAGCCCGUACUGUAGCUAUAAUCAAACCAUGAAGACUGUAUAAGGAGUUCCAACUGUGUAGUGUAGAAGUGUUAUCAAAAUCCCGAGCUUUAAGUUAUGAAUAUUUCUACCACUUACAACGCAAGUGUGCACAGAUUACGAUAUAUAU